Poeciliopsis prolifica (blackstripe livebearer) is the source of this 8028-nucleotide messenger RNA. It is a transcript of the gene rasgrf1, whose product is annotated as Ras protein specific guanine nucleotide releasing factor 1. The record is from RefSeq and is a predicted model, not a curated record. The transcript has 27 exons. Gene Ontology annotation, cellular component: plasma membrane. Bases 382 to 4152 code for a protein of 1256 amino acids. Lineage: Eukaryota; Metazoa; Chordata; Actinopteri; Cyprinodontiformes; Poeciliidae. Gene Ontology annotation, biological process: positive regulation of GTPase activity; Ras protein signal transduction. Gene Ontology annotation, molecular function: guanyl-nucleotide exchange factor activity; protein binding.
GGAGAUUUCACGUGAGAAACGGACCUCAAGCCCCCCUUUUCUCUCAUCCUGCGUCUGCGGCAGUUUUUAAAGGCUCUAUUCUGCUCUUUUUCACCCCCCUCUUUUCCCCCUCCCCACCCUAUUUCACACGGAUUAUGAGGACGUUCAACGCACUGGGAGUACGACAAAAGAUUUUAGCAUGUUGGACUGCUGCUUGCGGUUCUGCAACUAUAGUUUUUAAUUAAAUCCCAACGCGGUGAAUGCGUCGGACGGAGUGGACGAGCCCGCUGCUGGAGGUCCGCAUUGAGAAAGUCAUCAUCUUCUCUUUGGUUUUUUAUUUUCCACUUCAGAAGGAUGUAACGACCGACCUGCCGUGUGCAGGCUGAAGCGUCUCCCAUCAAAAUGCAAAAGGGAAUACGACUCAACGAUGGUCAUGUCACCUAUCUGGGGCUUUUGGCGAAGAAGGAUGGUACAAGGCGAGGGUGCUUAAGCAAAAAGAGCUCGGACAACACGAAAUGGCACUCAAAGUGGUUUGCUUUGUUGCAGAACAUGUUAUUUUAUUUUGAGAACGAGUCCAGCUCUCGGCCGUCGGGAUUAUACUUGUUGGAGGGGUGCUUAUGCGACAGGGCGCCUUCACCAAAACCUUCUCUGUCAGCCAAGGAGUGCUUGGAAAAGCAGUACUACUUUACUGUCAACUUCAACCAUGAAAACCAAAAGGCUCUUGAGUUGCGCACAGAAGAUGUAAAAGACUGCGAUGAAUGGGUGGCUGCAAUAUCACAUGCCAGUUACAGAAACUUGGCCACGGAGCAUGAGUCUCUCAUGCAGAAGUAUCUUCAUCUGCUUCAGAUUGUCGAGACAGAGAAAACAGUUGCUAAGCAACUUCGUCAACAGAUAGAAGAUGGCGAAAUAGAGAUUGAAAGGCUAAAGUCAGAGAUUGCUGGACUGCUCAAAGACAAUGAGAAGAUCCAUGCCAGCCCAGCAGCCGCCCCAACAGAAGACGACUCAGAAAUCAAAAAGAUCAAAAAGGUUCAGAGCUUUCUGAGAGGCUGGAUCUGCAGGAGAAAGUGGAAGACCAUCAUCCAGGAUUACAUCCGCUCACCUCAUGCAGAGAGCAUGAGGAAGAGGAACCAGGUGGUGUUCAGCAUGCUGGACUCAGAGGCCGAGUACGUCCAGCAGCUUCACAUCCUGGUGAACAACUUCUUGAGGCCACUGCGUAUGGCCGCCAGCUCUAAGAAACCACCAAUUACACAUGAUGAUGUCAGCAGCAUUUUCCUCAACAGUGAAACCAUUAUGUUCCUGCAUCAGAUUUUUUACCAGGGUUUGAAGGCCAGAAUAGCUAGCUGGCCAACAUUAGUACUGGCUGACCUUUUCGACAUCUUGCUACCCAUGCUGAACAUCUACCAAGAGUUUGUUAGAAACCACCAGUACAGCUUGCAGAUCCUGGCUCACUGUAAGCAAAACCGGGAUUUUGAUAAGCUGCUGAAGCAGUAUGAGGCCAAGCCCGACUGUGAGGAACGAACUCUGGAGACCUUCCUCACUUACCCAAUGUUCCAGAUUCCAAGAUACAUUCUUACACUCCAUGAGCUUCUGGCCCACACUCCCCACGAACACAUAGAAAGGAACAGCUUGGACUAUGCCAAAUCUAAGCUGGAGGAGCUUUCAAGAAUAAUGCAUGAUGAGGUGAGCGAGACGGAAAACAUCAGGAAGAACCUGGCAAUAGAACGUAUGAUCAUAGAGGGCUGCGAAGUCCUCCUUGACACCAGCCAGACGUUCGUGAGACAAGGGUCUUUAAUCCAGGUGCCAAUGAGCGAGAAGGGCAAGAUCACCCGUGGGCGACUGGGUUCUCUCUCUCUAAAGAAGGAGGGGGAGAGGCAGUGCUUUCUCUUCUCCAAGCAUUUGAUCAUCUGCACUAGGGGUUCAGGAGGCAAGCUUCAUCUCACUAAGAACGGAGUGGUCUCGCUUAUAGACUGCACUCUGAUGGAGGAGCCUGAGGGGACAGAUGACGAGUCUAAAUCCGAUAAGAGUGGCCAGGACAUGGAGCACCUGGAUUUUAAGAUUGUUGUGGAGCCAAAGGACAGUCAGUCAUUCACGAUCAUCCUGGUGGCCUCCUCCAGGCAGGAGAAGUCUGCGUGGACCAGUGACAUCAGCCAGUGCAUAGACAACAUCCGCUGCAAUGGGCUGAUGAUGAACGCUUUUGAAGAAAACUCUAAAGUCACAGUGCCACAGAUGAUAAAAUCUGAUUCAAGUCUGUACUGUGAUGAUGUGGAUAUCCGCUUCAGCAAGAUGAUGAACUCCUGCAAAGUGCUGCAGAUUCGCUAUGCCAGUGUCGAACGUUUGCUGGAAAGACUGACGGAUCUCCGUUUCCUUUCGAUUGACUUCCUGAACACUUUCCUGCACUCCUACCGCGUGUUCACCACAGCUGAUGUGGUGCUGGAUAAACUCAUUACUAUCUACAAGAAGCCCAUCAGUGCCAUCCCUGCUCGGUCCUUGGAGUUAUUCUUUGCCAGCAGUCAGAACAAUAAGCUUCUAUAUGGAGAGGCUCCGAGCUCUCCCAGAGCAAACAGGAAGUUUUCCUCCCCUCCUCCUCUUGCUAUUGCCAAAAACUCAUCCCCCAACCGCAGACGCAAGCUCUCUCUCAACAUCCCCAUCAUCACUGGGGGCAAAGCUCUUGACCUGGCUGCCCUCAGCUGCUCCUCCAAUGGCUAUGCAAGCAUGUAUUCCACCAUGUCGCCAUUCAGCAAGACCACCUUGGACAUCAACAAGCUGUACGUGUCCAGCCCGAUCACAAGCAAGAUCCCUGAUGAGGGAGAGGACAAGAAAGAUAAGGUGGAAGAUGCAUCAGUGUGCAAACAAGAUCUUUCUGUGCGAGAGGAAAGUGACAAUGAUCAAAACCAGAGCGAUGACGGGGAUCCAGAAGCAUCUCCCACCAAGUCUCCAACAACACCAAAAAACGUCAAAUGCAAAAACUCCUCAGAGUUUUCUCUGUUUUCCUACAACAAUGGCAUGGUCAUGUCCUCAUGUCGAGAGCUCGACAACAACCGUAGUGCUUUGUCUGCUGCCUCGGCCUUUGCCAUCGCCACAGCUGGAGCCAAUGAGGGAACGCCUACAAAGGAAAAAUAUCGGCGGAUGUCCCUUGCCAGCACAGGGUUUCCAACAGAUCAGAGAAAUGGUGACAAGGAGUUUGUGAUCAGACGAGCAGCAACCAACAGAGUUCUGAAUGUACUGAGGCAUUGGGUGUCCAAACACUUUCCGGACUUUGAGAGUAACAAUGAGCUGAAGACAAAGGUCAUUGCCUUCCUUGAGGAAGUGAUGCAUGACCCUGAGCUGCUGACCCAGGAGAGGAAAGCAGCAGCCAACAUCAUUAGGACUUUAACUCAGGAAGAUCAGAGUGACAACCAGAUCACAAUGGAGGAUGUGACACAAUUGGUGGGAGGGGGAAAGGCCGAGCCGUUUGAGAGCCACUCUGCCUUGGAAAUUGCAGAGCAGCUAACUUUGCUUGACCACCUGGUCUUUAAAGUCAUCCCAUAUGAGGAAUUCUUCGGUCAAGGCUGGAUGAAGAAUGAUAAAAACGAGAAGACACCAUAUAUUAUGAGAACCACCAAGCAUUUCAAUGAUACAAGCAACCUGAUCGCAACAGAGAUCCUGCGGUGUGAUGACUUGGUCACUCGAGUGGCUGUCAUAGAGAAAUGGGUGGCUGUGGCUGACAUCUGCCGUUGUUUGCAUAACUACAAUGCUGUGCUUGAAAUCACCUCAUCUCUAAACCGGAGCUCUGUUUUUCGCCUCAAGAAGACCUGGCUAAAAGUCUCCAAACAGACAAAAGCACUUAUUGACAAGCUCCAAAAGCUGGUUUCGUCAGAGGGAAGGUUCAAAAACUUGAGAGAAGCUCUGAAGAACUGUGAUCCUCCCUGUGUACCAUAUCUGGGGAUGUACCUCACUGAUUUGGCUUUCAUUGAAGAAGGAACGCCGAACUACACUGAAGACAAUUUGGUCAACUUCUCAAAGAUGAGGAUGAUAUCUCACAUCAUCAGAGAAAUCAGACAGUUUCAACAAACAGCAUAUAAGAUUGACCUGCAACCAAAGGUAGCCCAGUAUCUACUGGACAAGAGUUUUGUUCUUGAUGAGGAAAGCAUGUAUGAAGCCUCACUCAGAAUUGAGCCAAAAGUGCCCAACUGAUGGGGAAAGUGGACCUUAACACUUUGUUUCCUUUGUUAAUAUUACAUAUAAGUUAACAUCUACAUUUGCAUUUGUAUAGCUGUACAUGGUAAAGAUAUUUGUUCUUCUGUACAGUAGAUGUUUAAAGUUGUUUGAUGACACAAAUCAUUUUGGUGUAUAAUUUUUGUUGUCAUGCUGACACCUCUUGUAGGGACCUUUGUUUAAAUUGUUUGAGUAUUUUAUUAUUAUUAUUAUUUUUAAUAAUAAUAACAAUAAUAAAAUAUUAUUUAUUAAAAAUAAUAAUAAUAAUAAAAUAAAAAUUAUUGUUACAUGAUAAAAAUAAUAAUAACAAUAAUAAUAAUAGAGGUCACUGUAGUUGCAUGCAACCGUGUUUCUUAGUGACCAAUGACAUUAUUUUGCAUCAUAUAAUACUGUGUUAAAUUUGCACUUUCUGAGCACUAAAGCUGCUGGCCUUUGUUCAGCAGGCUUGAGUUUUAUUGAUCAUUGACGUUCUCUGCAACCAAUGUAGCAUUGUAUAAAUGAAUUGCAAAAAAUAAAAAAAUUAAAAAUCAGGUAAAAGAGCCCAGAGGAAAUAGGCUAAUUGUAUUUUAAAAGAGGGAACAAUGAUCAGUGGAAAUGACAGCGAGAUAUCCAAAGCAUUUGUGUCUCUGUGCUUCCUGAACCAAAAAAGGAAGAUAUUUGUGUCUUCAUUUAUGUUCAUUAGUCUAAACUGUGGUGGUUCCCAAUUGUUUUAUAUCAAUAUAUUCACAAUAUAUUUUAUUGUGAAUCAACCUAAUCCGACCAACCAGGAAUGCAAUUUAGAUGGAGCUUUGUUUAUAUCUGUUAUAUUUUACUACACAGAAUUGUGUAACUUAUUUUCUUCUUCUAGAGUAAUCCUAAUCCUGAUACCUAUUUGGCAUCCAGAAGUAGGUUGCUGAAAUCCCACAGCUAGUAUGGUCUCCUUUUGAUAUAGUAGUGUCAAUAUAAAGACAUUUUUAGCAAAUUUCACAAAAUAAGGUUUUGCUCUGGGGAUGUUUUGAGCAUAGAGUCACUUCUAAGCUGGUUCUAAACCACAAAAUAACAAUAAUUCUCCAGAACUUGCAAUCUGGUUAAAGUAUGUAAACAUUGUUUACAUGUCAGUUAGACAAAGGUAUACCGAGAAAUCUGACAACAGGGUUCUUUCUUUCUAAUUUGUAAUAAAUAUAUAUAUGCAAACAAAAACAGCUACGAUUUUAGAUUGUCAUAUUUAAGAAGAUAUUAUGCAGACUUUAUUAAAGGGCAUAUAUCACAUAUUUUUUACAACUUUUCAAUUGUGUUUAGGCUUGUAGUUGAAACUUAUCAGUUUAUUUCCAUAACAGAAAUUUAGAUAUUUUUAAAAAACCUUGAAAGAAAAAUCAGCAGAAAAGUGGUAUUUGCUCACGAUCAAAAACUGCCUUGGAAUAAAGGCAAAAUGGAAUGCCAAAUUCAUGCACUUGGUGCAUAACACAUUAGCUUUCCAAGACUAAAUGUGAUGACUAAGUUUUGAGCUCAAUUGUGAGUUCAUCCGGGAAACAUCUAUAGACAGAUUAAUAACUGAGGAGGAAAUCAAAUAAGAUCUGGUCUGACAAGGCGUAUCCCAGAGACAUGAACCUGGGGGGAUAAUGGUGCUCUAUGGUGAGCACAGUGUGUUUAAUUCACUGAAUUAGUGAAUUAAUAUUAUCAACAUCAAUAAUCAUUGAUUAAUAACUGUCAUUAAUAAUUAAUAAUUAUUAUUAUCAUAACUAACCAUGAUAAUGUUAUCAUUAUAAUAUGGUGAUAAUAAUUAGCAUAUUAUAAUAAUUAUUAUGACAACAAUUAUCAUUAUUAAUAAUAAUUAAUUAUUAUUUAUUAAUAAUAAUGAAUAUUUUUAGAACUCUUGAGACAAAAUCAUGCAAUUUGAAACACCCAAAUUCUGGCAGCUUUCAGAUAGGUGCAAUUUCUUAUCUGCUUCUAAUCAACAAUAUUAUUUUGAUGUGCACAGGCAUGCAUUUCUCAAAGAAAAGACUGUGCAACUAGCCUAGUUUAUAUUAGCAUGCAGUGAUUGUAAACAUUCCACCUUGCUCCACAUAGGCUUUAACUAAACUACAGUAAAACAGCUGCCAAUUUUUUUUCUUUUGAGGUUUUCAUCAUAUUAUUUUAUCCAAACAGAGGACACCUAAAAGUAAGAAACUGUUUAUUACCUGUUAAGUUUUUGUUAUUGCCAUCGUAUAAACUAUUGUGUCCUUAGUCUUAGUUUUGGAUUGUUCCUUCUCUUAAAUCUUAAUUUUUAGUGAUUUAUAUCUGAAAACACAAGUUUCAAAUGGAGAGAAUAUAUUUGGUGACUGAGGAAAAAUCCAUCCUCUCUGACUAUGCCUACUUCCAUUGAACUAAUCCAAAUUUGUUAAAUCUUGGAAAGUUUUUCCCCCCUGCCUCUCAUUCACCUGUUUACCCCUGAGAGUUUUAUGUCUCAAGGCGGAUGUCAUAAUAGAACAAGGAAGUAUGUUUUUCUUUUAUGCUCAGGGGGUUUGUUUUACCUUUCAAAAAGUUGAGUUUUAAAAAUUACUUUUCCACCUUUAAAAUCAAUGGAAAUGUAGAUUUUCUGGCUAUAAAAUAUGAUAUAUGUUUUUCAACUAUGAAACAUCUGUUAGAUUGUGGAGUUCCUUUCUGUCUCUGAUUUUAAUCCCACAAUUAUUUUAUUGUGUGGUAAAUGUUGUAAAGGCUUGCAAUGGUCAUCAUUGCAGGAUUUGCAAACCUCAGCUCUGAGAUGUUUUUAUUAACCUGAAAUUGAUUAAGUGUAUGUAUUAUGACAAGAAAGUGUUCUACCCCUCUUACAUGAGUGCUCCAGAAUAUCUUUAAAUAUCUUGAUUUAAGUGAGAAAUUCAGUUGAAAGCUGGAUGACAAAUUGCAGUGACUAAGACAAUUUAUGUUCUUAUGCAUUGGAAUGAUUUAAGGUAAAAUAAAAUAAAAAGGUUGCUUAAAGGUUUGACAAAACUUUACAGUUUCUUUCUUAAAAGACUGACUAAAAGACCACAUAAGGUUCUAAGUGUUAUACCUUCAAGUUUGGGUUUUACUUCUGUCGAGUAAAAGGUUGUUACUCUUCUGUAAUUAAAAAGACAAUCUGUCCUUGCUGUUCCAGUGAUUGUGGAACGUGACUGUAUAUCACUCUGUUAUAUGCAUUGCUGUUGAAAACUAUGAUAAAAUGUAUGUGAAUGACCUCUGCCUGCAGCAUUCAAACACUAUUUUUGUAGUAGUAUACAAGAGAGUGAACCUGCUCUUUAUAUGAACCUGGGGAAGUAUUUUGUACUUUGUUGUUAAUUCACUUCACUGAGACAUGCUGUACAUUUUGUACAUGCGAGCUGGCAUAUUUCUCAAUGUGGAACAGUGUAUCCCUCUCAAAAACAAGCUCUAUGUAAAAUGCUACAACAGUGUGGUCUUGAAACCAUGACUUAGAGGUAGAGACACAACUUCAAAGUGUUUUGCAUUUAUACUGUAAUCCUGUUUAUAAUCAUUUCUGUUAGCAGGAAUAUAGUAACGUAGUGCUUAUUCUGUGAAUAUCUGUAUGUAUUUUUACUAUGUAUGUACAGUACACUUUUAUGGCUCAUGUAGUAGGCAUGCAACACCUUCACAGACAGAAUUAAAUUAUUUAAUGAUAAUGUAUACACUUAUACAUGCACAUAAUCUUAUAAAGUAUUUAAACAAAUAAACAUUUUUGCUGUUAGCGAUACCCGGUGGUAUGAAAAUUAUCUUUCAAUCCUUUCGUUUCCACAGCUUAAGAAAUAUUCCCAGUUUUGUAAGAAAAAAAAAUAUGAAAAAAGAAAAUUAUGAAGAUGAACGUAACAACAAAUAAGCAAAAAUAUGUUUCCCAAUUACCUCUUGUUAAUAAAUCCAUUUUAUCUCAGG